CUCUGGUCUCUGGCCACUGAUCUAAUAAAAGCUAAUACCAGCUACAGUCUAGCCUACCUGGGUAUCCGGCAUGUUAGCGCGCGUUACUUGGAAGGGGUAGCUGUAGGUUCAUCCCGGCUGGACACUGGCUCGGAAUAGGGCAAUUCCAAUUCCAUCUGUCAUUCUCUCGAUCGCGCUUUUGUCUUGUCUCGAACCUGCGAUGCGCACACAGUCGGUGCGUUCACGAGUGCUCUGCUGAAUUGUCCACAGCCGCAGCCAUGGUAGACAUCCUUCUGAUGCUCCCCCUUCGAGACCGAUACAGGUGACAUGGUUAAUGUCCCCUCCGCUAUAAGAGAAAGAGACCCAGCAACAACACCCAUAGCAGCAAUAGAACGGCCGGCGCCGUGGCGGCGACAGUUAUCGACAGAAGCUACACACCUAGGUCGCUAUGUCGUGGGAUCUGCUCCGGCGGUUUAUCGAGAGUGAUGUUUUCAAUCAGAACCCCUUCCUCUCUGUCUCAUAUCUGUCCCGAUAUGCAGACCAUGUCGGGAUUCAUUACGUCCUAUGCUCCAAGCUGCGCCAAUUUCCAUACGAAGACAUCGAAUUCUUCCUUCCUCAGCUAUGCCACCUUAUAAUCAGCGUCGACAAUGAGUCCAUGGCUCUGGAGGAGUUCUUGUUGGACCUGUGUGAAGAAUCUGUCAGUGCGGCUCUUCUGACUUUCUGGCUCUUCCAGACUUAUCUGCACGACCUCGCUUUGACACCCCAAGCACAAGCCUUCAAGACCUGCCGGCGAGUUUACAACAAGGUGCAACAUAUAGUAUUUGGGCUUCCCGAUACUGCGCGGCAGGAGAAAAUAAAAGAAAAUGUUCUACCCGUCACUGUUCUGGCGAGCUUUGUACUAGCGAGCGUUGGACUUCCUAGACUGUCCCAAUGGGCCGGGCCCCUUGCUGUCGCGCAAGCACGGAAAUCCCAGCCCACCAGCGACGCCAUUUCUGACUUGAGCCAAACACCGCCUAAGAUGACACGGAGCCAGACGGUGACUGUGUCCUCGACAAGAUCACGACGGCAGCGAGAUGGAAUUAAGGGGGUUGAUUCCCACGACGUGAAGGUCGGUGGACCGGACAAUGCGCCGCGAAGUAUUGACGUAUCCUCUACAGCGCAUGCUGGAACAGAGAUUACCCUUACUCAAGCAGACGCAAAACCAGAAUUCAUCGAUUCAAAAUUAGUAGAUGCACGCAUGAGUUCUUCAUCUCUUCCACUCCCUGAGAUGAGAUCACCAAAAGCCAUUUCCCGCCCUGCCACACCACUUUCAGCCCGGCUGCCACGCCCAACAGAAGCUAUCUACCGUAGACACUCUCACCAUGUAAAGACUACUCUCACUCUAGCAGAGAUGAGUAUGAAUCAGAAGAUCAGUUUGCUUCGACAAAACUAUUUUCGGACGCAGACAAUGUUCCUUUCAGCCCUCGAAGAUAUAUCGAAUAGGCUUGUGAUAGUACCCAAGCCAGCUCGUCUCAGUGCUUUGAGAGCCGAACUUGCACUAAUUGCCAGGGACUUACCUGCGGAGCUCGAUAUUCCAGUUUUAUGUCCGCCAACACUUGUCGAUGGCUCACCUGCAAAGAGCCGGCAUCAUCGCAUAGUUAGGGUCAAUCCCGCUGAAGCCACGGUUCUAAAUAGCGCGGAAAAGGUUCCAUUUCUCCUUAUGAUUGAAAUUCUCAAAGAUGACUUCACAUUUGACCCCAAUUCGGUAGAUAAUCAACGCUUACUGAGCACACUACUCUCAGAGCAGAACAGCCGUAAACGGCUUUUUGAUCUAUCAGAUGCUCAGCGAAGGCCUACCAGCGAACGAUCUACAUCUCUAGAGAAUGAAAAGGUCGACAGCGUGUUCGAGCCGACAUCAGGAGACCUAGGAAGUUCGCCUAUGCUCAAAGCGUUCGAUGAUGAUGCUAACGAUAAGAAAAAUGCGAAACUAUCUUCUCGCAAGUCUAUGCCAAAUGGCCUCAUAAAUGCGACAUUAGAUUCGCCUCCACGAGAUUCUAUAGUAUCUAUGUCUCGAUCAAGUAGCCCUGGAUCCUUACAGAAGAUGGGACUCUCGGGGCCGCGAAAUACACACGAACAGCCAGAUUUCUCAGCAUUAGCAACUCAUAUGCGUACUGCCUCACAAAUGCUAGCGCAGUUGGAUGCGACUAGCGGGAAACGGCCGAAGCAAGAAGUCGCGGCUAUUCGAUCAAAGAUUAUUGCCAGUAUGCAGAGCUUAGAGGAACAGAGCUUCGAUCUAGAUGACGGCCAAGGACCUACUUUCGACUUGAUAAUCGCCAAGGCAAGCGCCACCUCGUCAGUUUCCGAGGCCGACCUUGACGAUGAAUUUACAGCUGUGAACACCCCUACGGCUGGAGCCGCCAGGAUGGAAAACGAUGCUAUGACUGGAGGUGUGCAGAAAAAAGGCGACCGUGACGACCCUAGCGCCGCUGUAUUUGGCGAGGCGUGGCAUGUCAAAAAGGAACGCAUUCGAAAGACUUCCCCUUAUGGUUGGAUGAAAAAUUGGGAUCUCGUCAGUGUCAUUGUGAAGACAGGGUCCGACCUCCGGCAGGAAGCAUUUGCAUGUCAAUUGAUCCAGGUGUGCCACAGGAUAUGGGUGGAUGCAGGCGUACCUGUUUGGGUCAAGCUCAUGCAAAUACUAGUCACUGGCGAGUCGUCUGGGCUUAUCGAGACCAUUACUAACGGUGUCUCCUUACACUCUCUAAAGCGCAGCUUGACAUUAUCGUCAAUAGAAUCUGGUGUGAAUCCUCGCAGGCGCUUCGCGACUCUCAAAGAUCACUGGGUCAAGACAUUCGGCAAACCCGACAGUGAUGCGUACAGAAGUGCCGUAGACGCAUUUAAACGAUCACUUGCUGCAUACAGCAUGAUACAAUACGUUUUGCAGCUAAAGGAUCGUCACAACGGAAAUGUACUCAUAGAUAACGAAGGACACAUUAUUCAUAUUGAUUUUGGAUUCAUGCUCUCAAACUCUCCCGGUUCGGUUGGGUUUGAAGCCGCCCCUUUCAAACUCACUCAGGAGUAUGUGGAUGUUUUGGGCGGGGUCGGGUCUUCGGAUUUUGAAGACUACAAAACGUUAUGCAAGCAAGCGUUCCAAGCACUUCGUCGAUCUGCGGACAAUAUUAUUGAUCUCGUAAACAUGAUGGGAAGAGACUCGAAGAUGCCAUGCUACUCUGCUGGUGUGAUACAGACAACGGCAGCUUUACGGCAACGUUUCCAGCUACAUUUGAGCGCCGAUGAAGCCGAAAGCUUUGUUGAGACAGAUUUGAUCGCCAAAUCUCUCGGUAGCUAUUAUACACGACUUUAUGACACUUUCCAAUAUCGCACCCAGGGUAUAUACUAAGCUAUAACAACGACAUGUAGGUCAUGACGAGGGGGAGAUAUGACAACAUUGGCAUUUGGGCGGCGUUCCGGGCGAUAGAGUUAAGAUUGGGAUAAUCUCCACCAGGACAACUGAUUUAACUGGAUUUGUGGUGAAGCAGCACUGCCAGCAUAGACGUGAGAAACCAGCUUCUCCAUAACUAACUAGCUAUACCAUCUACAUGCCAUGCAUACCAAGUCUCAGAAGACUUAAAUUCAAGUAUUGAAGACCUAGCUCAGUAUCACUUCCACAAAACCCAUCACUGCCUCACAAUAGCAUAUCUGGGAUAAGUAUUGACACACUCCGUGCGGCUAAUCGUUCCCCUCGGGCAUCGAAGGUAAUCUCCCAGAUAUAAGUUGAAGGUGACCCGAGGUUUAUUGAAAUUGGGCGAACAUAUGCAUGUGCUUAUUUAUUAUAGAGCCCACUAAAAAUUAGGAAGUAUCCUCUGGUUGCUUGUGCGUAGUGGUAUCCAAGGUAUUGAUAUCCUUGAUUUCUUAGAUGUUAAUU
Molecule: messenger RNA, 3880 nt
Organism: Xylaria bambusicola
Lineage: Eukaryota; Fungi; Ascomycota; Sordariomycetes; Xylariales; Xylariaceae
Product: phosphatidylinositol 3
Exons: 5
Coding region: 428-3355 (975 amino acids)
Biological process (GO): phosphatidylinositol-mediated signaling; phosphatidylinositol phosphate biosynthetic process
Cellular component (GO): cytoplasm; membrane
Molecular function (GO): 1-phosphatidylinositol 4-kinase activity
Source: RefSeq, a predicted model, not a curated record